This is a messenger RNA of Sinocyclocheilus rhinocerous, 2860 nucleotides long. RefSeq names its product serine/threonine-protein phosphatase 2A 65 kDa regulatory subunit A beta isoform-like. Gene Ontology annotation, molecular function: protein binding; protein phosphatase regulator activity. The record is from RefSeq and is a predicted model, not a curated record. Lineage: Eukaryota; Metazoa; Chordata; Actinopteri; Cypriniformes; Cyprinidae. Gene Ontology annotation, biological process: protein dephosphorylation. Gene Ontology annotation, cellular component: nucleus; cytosol; protein phosphatase type 2A complex. The transcript is spliced from 15 exons. Bases 80 to 1846 code for a protein of 588 amino acids.
UUUCCCAUCAGCCCGCGCGGCGAGCGGAAGUCAUGCAGCACAACGCCAAACGCCUCUGCAGUAAACAUCUAAGUCUAAAAUGGCAGGAGCAGAGGGAGACGAUUCGCUUUAUCCCAUUGCGGUUUUAAUCGAUGAAUUGAGAAAUGAAGACGUUCAGUUGCGGUUGAACAGUAUUAAGAAGUUGUCCACUAUUGCUCUGGCACUGGGUGUGGAAAGAACACAAACUGAACUACUGCCAUUCCUUACUGACACCAUAUAUGAUGAGGAUGAAGUUCUCCUUGCCUUGGCUGAGCAGCUCGGGGGCUUCACUGUACUGGUUGGAGGCCCAGAGUUUGUGAACUGUCUCUUGCCUCCACUGGAGAGUUUGGCCACAGUGGAGGAAACGGUUGUGCGGGACAAGGCCGUGGAGUCUCUGCGAAAGAUCUCUCAGGAACAUUCCCCCGUAGACCUAGAGGUGCAUUUUGUACCACUUGUAAAGCGUUUGGCCAGCGGGGACUGGUUCACCUCCCGAACGUCUGCGUGCGGACUGUUCAGCGUCUGCUACCCACGUGUGUCCAGUACGGUUAAAGCGGAAAUCCGUCAGCACUUCCGCACACUUUGCUCGGAUGACACUCCCAUGGUGCGUCGAGCUGCCGCCUCUAAGCUGGGCGAGUUUGCAAAGGUUCUGGAGCUGGACUAUGCUAAGAGUGACAUCAUUCCUCUCUUUACAGCACUAGCAUCUGAUGAGCAGGACUCUGUGCGUCUCUUGGCGGUAGAAGCUGGCGUCAGCAUUGCUACUCUGCUGCCACAGGAAGACUUGGAGGCUCUGGUCAUGCCCACUUUACUUCAGGCCGCCGAGGACAAGUCCUGGAGGGUGCGCUACAUGGUGGCAGACAGUACAGAGUUGCAAAAAGCAGUUGGCCCAGAGAUCACCAAGACCGAUCUGGUCCCGGCGUUCCAGAACUUGUUGAAAGACUGUGAGGCAGAGGUCCGGACUGCUGCUGCCAACAAGGUGAAAGUAUUCUGUGAAAAUUUGCCUGAAGACAGCAGGGAGACCAUCAUCAUGACUCAUAUUCUGCCAUGCGUCAAGGAGCUGGUGUCUGACACAAACCAGCAUGUGAAGUCUGCCUUGGCUUCUGUCAUCAUGGGUCUCUCUACCAUCUUGGGCAAGGACAACACCGUAGAACAUCUGUUGCCUCUUUUCCUGGUCCAGCUGAAGGACGAGUGUCCCGAGGUGCGUCUAAACAUCAUCUCUAAUCUGGACUGUGUGAAUGAGGUGAUCGGGAUUCGGCAGCUCUCUCAGUCUUUGCUGCCAGCUAUAGUAGAGCUGGCUGAGGAUGCCAAGUGGAGGGUUCGACUGGCCAUCAUUGAGUACAUGCCUUUGCUGGCUGGCCAACUGGGAGUGGAGUUCUUCGAUGAGAAGUUGAAUUCCCUGUGCAUGGCAUGGCUCAUUGAUCACGUGUUUGCCAUCCGAGAGGCUGCCACCUGCAACCUCAUGAAGCUGGUGGAGAAGUUUGGAGCAGAAUGGGCCCAGAACACCAUUGUGCCCAAAGUCCUUGGCAUGGCCAAUGAUUCCAACUACCUGCACAGGAUGACCACUCUCUUCUGCAUCAAUGCUCUGUCUGAAGUAUGUGGACAGGAAAUCACCACCAAGCACAUGUUGCCUGUAGUCCUCAAGAUGUCCACUGAUCAGGUGGCCAAUGUGCGCUUCAAUGUGGCCAGGUGCUUACAGAAGAUCGGACCAGUUUUGGACAGCAGUGCUUUGCAGGCAGAGGUUAAACCAGUCCUAGAGAAACUAGCUACAGACCAAGAUAUGGAUGUGAAGUACUUUGCUCUAGAGGCUAUAAGUGUUCUUGCCUUGGCUUGACUGACUUCCUCACCACAUCCAGUGAAAAGCUGACAACACAAGACCUGUUGCAUUAUAUUUAUUGUUCAUUUUGAAUGAUUAAGUAUCGUCGUUGUGUUCUUGUUUACUCUCAAAGAUGUUGAAUGAUCAAAGGAUGGACUUUCUAUCAAGUUUUACCUCAAACAUUGUUAGCGCAGCUAAGCUCUGUAUGCUUGUACAAUUACGCAUAGCUCUUCGCAAACAUCACCCCAUGAGCCAUUCCAGUGCGAUCGUAUCGGAAUCGGUACAUGCCUGCUUCAGCAUGCCAUUUGCUUUUCUUAGACCGGAGCUCAUCCUGCCAGUAGCAGAUGGUGCGAAAUGCCUGUUUAUUUGCUUUAGUAGAUUUGCUAGCGCACAGCACAUUGUUUACAUGUGUUCCCUCUCUAGAGAGGGAAAAAAAAUCUCAUGUGCUCACACGGUUUAACCGCCGAGUCCUCCGUGUGCACAGGGCAGAUUGUGUUCUGAGCACAUGGUUGGAUUGCGGUCUCUCUAGAAAUUUGCUUUAUGCAAUGAAGUCACACCUUUAUCAUGAGCUUUUUCCAUCUAGGGACCAUAUAAUUGAAUCAGUUGUGCUGUAACACGGGAUGCACGUAUGAAUCAACAUCAAUUCACGCCGUUUUGCCUGCAUUUUUGCGCUCAUGUUGGUCAUGAAUAGCCCCUUUUAUAAACUUGUAGAUUUUCUUGAACCUUUGUGCCAAUGAACUAUCUACUUAUAGUAUGAUUUAUCAUUUUGUACGUUUUUCAAUAUACAUUGUUCUCUCUAAGUGGAAGGCAUGUUUAAAAUGUGGUCGUGUCAUAAAAUCAUUCGGCUGGUUGGAGGAAUAUUGUCUUUUGUGGGACGUAAUUCAGCAAUAUUCAUUGUUACAAACAACUUGCACCUACUGCAUUCUGUGGAAACCCUUUGUUCAAGCUCAAUAUCAUGAGAACUUGUAGUUUUGUUUUGUUUUUUAACUCAUUUGGGAAAUUGGUGUACUUUUAGGACUAAAAGUCAGUUGA